Messenger RNA from Cervus elaphus (red deer), 1438 nucleotides. RefSeq names its product heterogeneous nuclear ribonucleoproteins A2/B1-like. The transcript has 2 exons. NCBI's taxonomy places the organism in Eukaryota, Metazoa, Chordata, Mammalia, Artiodactyla, Cervidae. The record is from RefSeq and is a predicted model, not a curated record. Gene Ontology annotation, molecular function: RNA binding. The coding region runs from base 16 to 1242 and encodes 408 amino acids.
AUUAAGAAGUAGUAAAUGUGUUUAGGAAGAGAAAAUAAAAACCUAGAACCGAGCAGCAGCGCCGGGUCUGGAGUGGAGGUGCCCCAGCGGUGUUGUUUCUCGAGCAGCGGCAGUUCUCACUACAGCGCCAGGACGAGUCCGGUUCGUGUUCGUCCGCGGAGAUCUCUCUCAUCUCGCUCGGCUGCGGGAAAUCGGGCUGAAGCGACUGAGUCCGUGAUGGAGAAAGAAAAGGAACAAUUCCGUAAACUCUUUAUUGGUGGCUUGAGCUUUGAAACUACAGAAGAAAGUUUGAGGAGCUACUACGAGCAAUGGGGAAAACUUACAGACUGUGUGGUAAUGAGGGAUCCUGCAAGCAAAAGAUCAAGAGGAUUUGGUUUUGUGACUUUUUCUUCCAUGGCUGAAGUUGAUGCUGCCAUGGCUGCAAGACCUCAUUCAAUUGAUGGGAGAGUGGUUGAGCCAAAACGUGCUGUUGCAAGAGAGGAGUCUGGAAAGCCAGGGGCUCAUGUAACUGUGAAGAAACUGUUUGUUGGUGGAAUUAAGGAAGAUACUGAGGAACAUCAUCUCAGAGAUUACUUUGAGGAAUAUGGAAAAAUUGAUACCAUUGAGAUGAUUACUGACAGGCAGUCUGGAAAGAAAAGAGGCUUUGGAUUUGUUACUUUUGAUGACCAUGAUCCUGUGGAUAAGAUUGUGUUGCAAAAAUACCAUACUAUCAAUGGUCAUAAUGCAGAAGUAAGAAAGGCUUUGUCUAGACAAGAAAUGCAGGAAGUCCAAAGUUCUAGAAGUGGAAGAGGAGGCAACUUUGGUUUUGGAGAUUCUCGUGGUGGCGGUGGAAAUUUUGGACCGGGACCAGGAAGUAACUUUAGAGGAGGAUCUGAUGGAUAUGGAAGUGGCCGUGGAUUUGGGGAUGGCUAUAAUGGGUAUGGAGGAGGACCUGGAGGUGGCAAUUUUGGAGGUAGCCCUGGUUAUGGAGGAGGAAGAGGAGGAUAUGGUGGUGGAGGACCUGGAUAUGGCAACCAGGGUGGGGGCUACGGAGGUGGUUAUGACAACUAUGGAGGAGGAAAUUACGGGAGUGGAAAUUACAAUGAUUUUGGAAAUUAUAAUCAACAACCUUCUAACUAUGGUCCAGUGAAGAGUGGAAAUUUUGGUGGUAGCAGGAACAUGGGGGGACGAUAUGGUGGAGGAAACUAUGGUCCAGGAGGCAGUGGAGGAAGUGGGGGUUAUGGAGGGAGAAGCACAUACUGAGCUUCUUCCUAUUUGCCAUGGGCUUCACUGUAUAAAUAGGAGAGGAUGAGAGCCCAGAGGUAACAGAACAGCUUCAGGUUAUCGAAAUAACAAUGUUAAGGAAAAUCUUAUCUCAGUCAUGCAUAAAUAUGCAGUGAUAUGGCAGAAGACACCAGAGCAGAUGCAGAGAGCCAUUUUGUGAAUGGAUUGGAUUAUU